UUAAAAAAUUACACAGAAGCUAAAAGCUUCACGUUCUCCUCCGUUGUUUUUCUUUCAUGGCCAAACCAGAAAGAAGCAGUUCUUCUCUGGCCAUCCUCCUUCAAGUUUCUUCUUGAAGCUGCUGAAUAAUUUCGCCCGAUUUCGAAAAUUUUCUCCAAGUAAAAAUCGUUUCGUAGUUUCUUCGCUGCUCCCUUCGUUCUGAAUCAAAUCUGAGGAGGAACAAAAAAAAAUGCCGCAUUCUUGUCUGAGAAUCGUCAGAUUCAAAAAUCUCAGCCACAGAUUUCACCGCCGGAUUCUGAUUCUCCGGCGAUUUGGGCGGUUGCUGUGGAAUCGGAUCGUUGCUUGCACUCCCGGAAAGUCCCGUCGCUACCUGUUGCUCUCUCGCCCCUCUCCGUCUCCGAUUCCGUCUCGUCCGCCUCCGGUAACGUCCGCCUCCGUGGACGGAGCGCUGGUGCACCGCCGCGACGAAAACCACCGGAAAUCCGACUCCGAUCUGGUAUCGCUCAAGAUCUGCCUCCUGGGAGAUUCACAGAUCGGGAAAUCCAGCUUUCUGGCGAAGUAUGUCGGCGAUGAGAAAGAGGAGAGAUCACGAGAGAAAGGAAUAAACGUGAUGGACAAGACAUUAUCAAUGGGAGGAGCUCGCAUUUCGUACAGUAUAUGGGAAUUAGAAGGCGACGAAAACACGAGGGCUCAAAUUGCCACGGCUUGCAAAGACUCUGUUGCCAUCCUGUUCAUGUUCGAUCUCACCAGCCGUUGCACGUUAAACAGUGUGAUUAGCUGGUACCAGCAAGCUAGGAAGUGGAAUCAAACGGCGAUUCCAGUUAUGGUAGGAACUAAAUUUGACGAGUUCAUCCAGCUCCCUAUCGAUCUGCAAUGGACAAUCGCCAGCCAGGCUCGAGCGUAUGCCAAGGCGUUGAACGGGACGCUGUUCUUCUCGAGCGCGACGUACAACAUAAACGUGAACAAGAUCUUCAAGUUCGUGACCGCUAAGCUUUUCGACUUGCCAUGGACCUUGGAGCGCAAUCUCACCAUCGGCGAACCUCUCAUCGAUUUCUAGAACGUUUCCGGAAAAUUCGACUGUACUUAUUAACGAAGAAAUCGGCGGCUGGGAUGAUCGGCCGGCCGACCGGCCGAAUUUGAAGCGAGAUGGAUAGAGGAGGAGGCGGAGGAUUCGCCCGCCUCUCCAUUCUUGUCUUAAAAGAUAUAAUAUAACACCCGAAGGAAAAAAAAAAACACAGAGAAAGUUUAUUUCCGGUAUGGUUUAUGAUUGAUAAAUUCAUUUUCUGAGAAAUAAAAAAAAAACAUUAUCGUAAAAGGUUAUGGAAUAAAGAGGUUAUGUAUCAUUGAGAUUGGA
Messenger RNA from Tarenaya hassleriana, 1354 nucleotides. RefSeq names its product septum-promoting GTP-binding protein 1. The transcript is spliced from 6 exons. Bases 230 to 1057 code for a protein of 275 amino acids. The record is from RefSeq and is a predicted model, not a curated record. NCBI's taxonomy places the organism in Eukaryota, Viridiplantae, Streptophyta, Magnoliopsida, Brassicales, Cleomaceae. Gene Ontology annotation, molecular function: GTP binding; GTPase activity.